AUGGCCUCAUGUGCUCAGGGCGCAGGCCAGACAUAUCAACACUCGCAGCAGCACCAUCAUCAUCAAUAUCAGCCUAGUUGGUCUCUGAACGACCUGAGUACUGAGCUCCUGGCCUUGAUAUUUGAACAGCUCCGAGAUAUCGAUACUCAAUAUGUCUCGACCGCUCGGCUUCUCUGCCAACGGUUCAACCAGAUAGCCAUACCUAUCGCCUACAAGACACUGGUCCUGACGGAGCGGAUAGUCGCCCAGGAUGCAGGGCAACACUUCCCCCAGGCUCUCGAGCAUAUCAGUGCUCACACACACCAUGUCGUUGCCAGAAGCGACCUGGACCCCGCCGGGAUCAAAAGGAUCCUGGAGAGAAUACGGAAACUCUCAUCCGUAAGAUGGCGAUACGUGGACAGAGACGCCCGCUCGGGCCGCUUCUGGCUACCAUCUGAUAUUCUAAAUGCAGAGCAGACUCGUUACAACCGCACCAAGCUGUACGUCGAGGAGCUUCCGCUCCGGGACUUUGAGGGCGAGAUGCGCAACACCUACCUCCGAGCCAUUCCUAUCGACCUCCUGGUGUCCCUGAAGAUGGCCCAUCCGGCACCGCCGCUCGUCACCCGGCUGAACUCCCUCAAGCACCUCCUCCUCUCCGCCCGGCGGCUGGAGACGCUCCACUUCGAGGACCGGGGCCAGGGCACGCAGUUCGACUUCGCGCCGCACGAGCGCCUCCCGCCCCUGCGCGAGCUGACCCUCCGCUCCUACGACUGGAGGCACAGCGCCGAGGAGGUGGCGCGGCACUGGGACUUCUCGCGCAUCACGUCCCUGGAGCUCAUCUCGGUGCCCGUCUUCAACUUCCUCAACUCGGUCAGCUUCCGCGAGCUGGCCAACCUCCAGACCCUGCACUGCGAGGACUUCAGCGCGCACCUCCCGGACCUGCGCAUCGAGGCCACGCGGCGGCUCAACCUGCUCGUCAGGUCGUACAUCCGCGCCCUGUCGACGCUGCAGAUUACGGUGCACACGUACCACUUCCCCGUGGACGCGCUGCUGUCGCACGCCCGCUCGCUGACGACGCUGCGGCUCCGCGACCACACGGGCUUCGGCGAGGAGGACCGGCGCUGCCCGACCAUCUACCACGAGGACCUGGCGCUCCUGGCGCAGCGGAUGCGCCAGGUGCAGGUGCUCGAGCUGGACAUGGACGUGGUGCACACGGACCCGCCGCAGUUCCUGCGGGCGGCCUGCUCGUUCCCGGCCCUGCACACGCUGACGCUGCACGUGCAGACGGUCCUGCACCCCUUCGAGGUCGUGCACCCGGGCGCCGACCGCGACCGCGACGCCGCCAUGCGCACGCUGCAGUUCCUCGUGCGAAACAAGGCGGGCGGGGUCCCCUGGCGGUCCAUCACCAUCAACGUCGGCGGGUGGAAGAAGGUCAUGGUCCGCCGCCUCAGCGAGCCCUGGCGCAGGCAGAACGAGCGCGGCGUCUUUGCCGAGCGGUGCUUCGUCGUCGAGCGCAACGCCGGCACCGGCGAAAUGAGCGUCCGCGAGGAGGUCGCUGUCGAGGCCAGCCGGCAGGCCACGCCUGAGGAGGAGGAUGUCGAGGGGGAUGAGGAGGAAGACGACGAGGACGAAGAGAUGUCCGACGAUGAAUGA
Messenger RNA from Diaporthe citri, 1632 nucleotides. RefSeq lists its product as uncharacterized. The transcript is spliced from 3 exons. Lineage: Eukaryota; Fungi; Ascomycota; Sordariomycetes; Diaporthales; Diaporthaceae. The record is from RefSeq and is a predicted model, not a curated record. The coding region runs from base 1 to 1632 and encodes 543 amino acids.